Molecule: messenger RNA, 213 nt
Organism: Strongylus vulgaris
Lineage: Eukaryota; Metazoa; Nematoda; Chromadorea; Rhabditida; Strongylidae
Source: the annotation of a GenBank genome assembly
AUGAAAAGUGAAUCUACUGGACUGGCAAAGAAGGUAGAAGAACUGAUGGGAGAUUACCCUCGAUUUCUAUUGGCGGAUGCAUUGUACUCUUUGCAAGGAGUACUACUAAAGAAGAGUCAUUAUCGUGAAAGAACUGAGCGAAGUGAGGAAGAGUAUAAGAAUCAUUCGGUCAAAGAGCAGUUUGUGAUGCAUCUUCUGCAUCCAUGGGAAUAG